AUGAAAGACAUACAAACAUCAGACGGAGAAAAGAAACAUGUUACAUUCAAUCGCGCAAACGGGCCAGACCCAAAAACUAAGAACAAGUUUAAUAGCUACAUCGCCGUUCUAGGAAAAAGCAAAGUAAGCAUCUUGAUACCGGACUGGAGAAAAGUGACUGAUAGGAAUAAGGAACAAAUUUGGCAAGCUUUAUUGGAGCAGUACGAUGUGCCAGAUAAUGAGAAAUUGAGAGAGAAAGUGUUUUCACGUGCUGGGGAUGCUUGGAGGGGUUUCAAAACUAGACUCAGUGAUUACAUAUUUGAAGAUAAGAUA
Molecule: messenger RNA, 312 nt
Organism: Striga asiatica
Lineage: Eukaryota; Viridiplantae; Streptophyta; Magnoliopsida; Lamiales; Orobanchaceae
Source: the annotation of a GenBank genome assembly